Molecule: messenger RNA, 1836 nt
Organism: Ilex paraguariensis (yerba mate)
Lineage: Eukaryota; Viridiplantae; Streptophyta; Magnoliopsida; Aquifoliales; Aquifoliaceae
Source: the annotation of a GenBank genome assembly
AUGAUUUUAUACUUGUCUCAUUUUGAUGUAUUGCAGAAAUUAAUUUCAAUGCUUCAAUAUUCAUAUGAAGUAUUGGAUACUCUAGAGUUCACUUCUGAUCGGAAAAGAAUGUCAAUAGUGAUUAAAGAUUGCCGAGGUGGAAAAACAUUCCUUCUGUCCAAGGAGCAGAUGAAGCAAUUCUUCCUCAUGCAUUACCUGGGUUGUCCACAACAGCGUGAAAUUUCUCAGGAAGGAAUCAACUCACAGUACAUUAUUCAUGGACAUCCAUUUCUCUCUUCUCUUAGACCCAGACAACAAACAAGGACUUUUGCUGAAGCUGUGGAGCAAUAUGCGCAAUUAGGCCUCCGGACUCUAUGCUUGGCUUGGCGUGAGCUAGAGGAAGAUGAAUAUCGAGAAUGGUCUUUGAUGUUUAAAGAGGCUAACAGCACAUUGGUCGAUAGAGAGUGGAGAGUCGCAGAGGUCUGCCAAAGACUAGAGCAUAACUUGGAAUUACUUGGGGUUGCUGCAAUAGAGGAUCGUCUACAGGAUGGUGUACCAGAAACAAUUGAGACUCUUAGAAAGGCAGGAAUUAACUUUUGGAUGCUAACUGGAGAUAAGCAGAAUACUGCAAUACAAAUUGCUCUUUCAUGCAAUUUUGUUUCACCAGAACCUAAAGGCCAGCUUCUGUUAAUAAAUGGUAAAACUGAAGAUGAAGUAUGUACAAGUCUAGAGAGAGUUUUACUUACUAUGAGAACUACAAAUUCAGAACCCAAGGAUGUGGCUUUCGUUGUGGAUGGCUGGGCUCUUGAAAUUGCACUUAAACAUUACCGGAAAGCAUUCACAGAAUUAGCAAUAUUGUCAAGGACAGCUAUCUGCUGUCGUGUUACACCAUCCCAAAAAGCUCAGCUUGUAGAGCUCCUAAAAUCAUGUGACUACAGAACUUUGGCAAUUGGGGAUGGUGGGAAUGACGUGAGGAUGAUCCAACAAGCUGACAUUGGGGUUGGCAUAAGUGGGAGAGAAGGACUGCAGGCAGCCAGGGCAGCUGAUUAUAGUAUUGGAAGUGUCUCUGGAACCAGCCUUUUCAACUCUGUCAGCUUGAUGGCUUAUAACGUUUUCUACACUAGUAUCCCUGUAUUAGUCAGUGUCCUUGACAAAGAUCUCAGUGAAAGAACUGUGAUGCAGCACCCACAAAUAUUAUUUUACUGCCAAGCAGGAAGUUUUGUAGAGGCCUCAGAGGAGAAUGGGGAAAUGCAUAUGUCUACAUCGUGGGAUGGGGGAACUGGCUCUCAUUGUACACACUCAUUCAAAUCUUCUGGCAUACUUCCUGUUAAUUUCAUCAUCCGAGUAUCAAUUGAGGAAAGAGAUGAUACUGAUGAACCCUUUGAGUUGUUCCUAUCCGGGUACCCUAAUGGUUUAACUGCCUCUUCUUUCAAUAAACUAGGAAAUCCUAAAUUAUGUGAUUGGGAAUAGUACCUUCCUAAAGGCAUGUUUGAAGAUGGUAGUUUUGUUGCAAAUGCAUACAUAAGGCGAUCGUUCACCCCUAUUUUGUUAGGCUUCAGUUAGGUCCAGUUGCAGACAAGGUAAUCUUGGUAAAACUGCAAGUGAACUCAUAAACAAGGAAGCUGUUGGUGGACUUGUUCCCUACAGUCAAUGUCAUAAAUCAAUGAUGAGGAGGAGAUAUUUGAGAGAAUGUCACUAUGCAUUUCAAUGAUGUGAGCGAGACUUGAAUUUGAAUUUCCUUUGGAAUAUGUGGAAAGCAGGCGAGACAUUAUUUUUAGUUGCUCACAGAUGAUCACAUUAGCUUUAGAGGACAUGUGUGGUCCUUGCAGCACUUCAUUGGCAAUUUCUCAAUGCAAG